AAGAAAGGAUAUGGGAGGUUGUUGAUCGAGCUGAGUUAGUAUAUGGUUACGAGCUUUCAAAGCGUGAGCGGAAGGUUGGGUCCCCAGAAGAGCCGAUUAGCCAGAUGGCAAGACAUGCGUACAUGUCAUACUGGCGAAAGGCUCUCUUGCGGACCUUUUGCCAUGCGAGUGAUGAACAAAUCUCCACUUUCAACGUUGAGGACUUGUCGCAGAUGACAGCAAUACAAGUUAACGAUAUUAAUACUGCGUUGCGAUAUAUGGGGUUGUCAAAGUUGUGUAAGAAAGGGACAAGGAAUACGUUAGUGAUUACCAAAGAUAUGAUUAUGGAGUAUGUAACGAAGUCGGGUGAGAAGUGGGAGAGACCAGAGUUAAAUGUUAGUUUGUUGGUGUGGGAGCCGAGGGAUUAG
This is a messenger RNA of Ambispora leptoticha, 407 nucleotides long. NCBI's taxonomy places the organism in Eukaryota, Fungi, Glomeromycota, Glomeromycetes, Archaeosporales, Ambisporaceae. The record is from the annotation of a GenBank genome assembly.